Dromiciops gliroides (monito del monte) is the source of this 4386-nucleotide messenger RNA. It is a transcript of the gene ARRB1, whose product is annotated as arrestin beta 1. Gene Ontology annotation, molecular function: G protein-coupled receptor binding. The coding region runs from base 370 to 1620 and encodes 416 amino acids. The transcript is spliced from 16 exons. The record is from RefSeq and is a predicted model, not a curated record. Gene Ontology annotation, biological process: visual perception; signal transduction; G protein-coupled receptor internalization. NCBI's taxonomy places the organism in Eukaryota, Metazoa, Chordata, Mammalia, Microbiotheria, Microbiotheriidae.
GGAGGAGGAGAACGAGAACGGCGGGUGGCUCCUCCCGGCGCCCGCGCGGGGAUUUUCCAGCCGUGGCUCUGACGCCGCCGCUACCGGGACCAUGGGCGACAGAGGGACGCGAGUCUCAAAGUUGGAAGGGACCUCGGCGACCACCCCGUCCAAGCCGUACUUGACCAAGAAUCCUCGACAAGUCAGCCGGGCUUUGCUUUGAAGACCUCUAAUGAGGGAGAAGCCCCUGCCUCUGAGGGAAGCCCAUUUCAGAGGCUCUAAUUGCUAGGAAGCUCUUUCUCCUAACAGCUCCAAUCCGCUUCUUCAUAACUCUUGCCCAUUGCUCCUAGUUCUGUCCUCUGGGUCCAAGCAGAACAAAUCUAAUCCUACAUGGCAGCUUUUCAAGUUCUUGAAAACAGCUCUCCAGCUUCCUUAGUAUUCAAGAAGGCAAGUCCAAAUGGAAAGCUCACAGUGUACCUGGGAAAGAGAGACUUUGUGGACCACAUUGAUGUCGUCGACCCUGUUGAUGGCGUGGUUCUGGUGGAUCCUGAGUACCUCAAGGAGAGGAGAGUGUACGUGACUCUGACCUGCGCCUUCCGCUAUGGCCGAGAGGACCUGGAUGUGCUGGGCCUGACUUUCCGCAAGGACCUAUUUGUGGCCAACAUUCAGUCCUUCCCACCUGCCCCUGAAGACAGGCCUCUCACUCGGCUCCAAGAACGGCUCAUCAGGAAACUGGGAGAGCACGCCUACCCCUUCACUUUUGAGAUCCCUCCAAAUUUGCCCUGCUCAGUGACACUGCAGCCAGGGCCUGAGGACACAGGGAAGGCCUGCGGUGUGGAUUAUGAAGUCAAGGCCUUCUGUGCAGAAAAUCUGGAGGAGAAGACUCACAAACGGAAUUCUGUGCGCCUGGUUAUCCGAAAGGUCCAGUAUGCCCCAGAGAGGCCUGGUCCCCAGCCCACGGCUGAGACUACUCGCCAGUUUCUGAUGUCUGACAAGCCCUUGCAUUUGGAGGCCUCUCUGGACAAGGAGAUCUACUACCACGGGGAACCCAUCAGUGUUAAUGUCCAUGUCACCAACAACACCAACAAGACAGUGAAGAAGAUAAAGAUUUCAGUACGCCAAUAUGCUGACAUCUGCCUGUUCAACACAGCCCAGUACAAAUGCCCGGUGGCUGUGGAAGAGGCUGAUGAUAUGGUGGCUCCAAGUUCAACAUUCUGCAAAGUCUACACCCUUACUCCAUUCCUGGCCAACAACCGAGAGAAGCGAGGCCUGGCUUUGGAUGGCAAGCUGAAGCAUGAAGAUACCAACUUGGCUUCUAGUACCCUGUUGAGGGAUGGCACAAAUAAAGAGAUCUUGGGAAUCAUCGUGUCCUACAAAGUCAAAGUGAAGCUGGUUGUUUCCCGAGGAGGUGAUGUGGCUGUAGAACUGCCCUUCACCUUGAUGCACCCGAAGCCCAGGGAGGAACCUGUGCGUCGAGAAGUUCCAGAGAAUGAAGCGCCCAUAGAUACCAAUCUCAUAGAACUUGAUACAAACGAUGACGACAUUGUGUUUGAGGACUUUGCUCGACAGAGACUGAAAGGUAUGAAGGACGACCAGGAAGAGGAGGAAGUCCCAAACUCGCCACACUUAAACAACACAUAAGACUGGACUCCUCUUGGCUCUUCUUCUUGGGUGGUUCCUGGUUAACUCUUGUGAAUUAGGCUGCUUGUUAUCGUUUCUUCUUUUUCUUCUCCCUCUUCUUUUUUUCUGGUAUUUCUUUCCCCCUCUGUUUUUCUACUUCUACCAGGGGACUCCAGAGAACUUAUGUAGGUAUCAUCAGGGAUCCUCAACACCCAUCACCAUAUCACUGAGCCUCCCCAGUGGACACCUCAUUUCCACCCUGAAGAAUGAAUGAAUGGCUUACUACUCUUCUUCCUACCUUCAUCCAAGCCCUUAAACCAAGCCUUCUCUGUUUCUGCCUCACCUUCGAUGCCCUCCAGCCCCCCAGUCUUCAGCCUUCUCCACAUGGCCAGUCUCUAGGAGUUUCCCAAUCCACAAUCUUUCGAUUGUGUCUCUUCUGCACACAUUGUGUGGAAUCCAUUUGAUGGGAACUGAGUGUGUAAAUGUAGAGUCUUGUUGAGAGAGAGGGGGAAAGGAUCACCAGUAUAUGUGUAUUUUGGAGUGGGAGCAGGGGGAUGGUUCUACAGCUGCUGAUGGUGUGGCAAGUGACAAGAUGAGGGUGAUAGGGCUGUUUAUAGUUCUAGUCACCGGCAUGCUCAGAACAGUUAAUGAGAUCUGGCUGAACUACCUUGGGACAGAGAGAUAGAGGUAGCAAGUGUGGAGCCAUGCAGUGGGGAAGGUGGGGAAGAACCCAUGGCUGGAAUCUCUGUCUUUCCCCUUCCUUCCCCUCCCCAACAUUCUCUUCUCUUUGCCAUCCCUCUUCCCAAUAUUUUGAUAUUUUGGACAGUGAUGAUGUUAUAAUGGUUCAACAAAAGCAGUCACAUUGAUGUUCUUACCAGCAGUUACCAAGUUGAAUGCAGGUCACAAGAACUAGCACAAACAUUUAAUAUUGUCAGAACAUAGUCUCUUAAGUGAUAUGUAUCUUCUAUGUAUUAGAGGGACAGAGGAAGAGAGAGCUGGAUGUAUCAUUUUUAUAUUAGGUUGAGUAUUGUCCAUGGUCCAGAAAAAAAAGACCCUGUGUCUGGGGUGAGAGGAAGCAUAUCUUUCUCCUGAGUCCCUGGUAGCAAAGGGAUCAGUGUCUCUGGGAGAGACUUCUCAGAGAGAUUCUUCCCUCAUGAGUGAGGCAUUCAUCCAUGCUAGGACUGGCAAAGUUUUCAUCUUCCAUUCAGUGAUGCAACGAAAUUAAAUUCAACAAGCAUUAUUAAACACCUACUAUGUGCAAUGGAUAGAAAGAAAAAAGGAAACAUCCCCUGCCCUCAAGAAGCUUAUAUUCUAGUUGGGGGGGGGUUGGGGGAGGGAGCUUAUAUCUUUCCCUUUGGUUUAUCAGUCACAGAAUUGCCCUUGGAUCAUAUGUAGGGGUGGAAGGAUAGUUGGGUUAUAUGGUAGGUUCAGACUUCACCCAUCUUUUUCUCUGGAAAGUCUCUGGGUGUGGUUCCUGUUGUGGCCAUGUGGGGACACAUACGAAGAGGACAUAGCUGGUCCUCAGAGGAAGAGCUAGUACGAAGGCCCAAAUUUGGUUUCACUUACCUCUUCAGAAACAGAAGGAAGCAAUGUAGAAAGGCAGGUUUAUUGCCUAUUAACACUUAGGGUGCUAAACCUCAGAGAUCAUGUACUCUAAACUGGCUCCUUCUUUCUAUUUUACAGAUUAGGGCAGUGAGGGCCAAGGAGACUGAUUGACUUGUCCAAAGUCACACUAAGUAAAAAUAGAACCACAAUUCAAACCCAGGGUCUCUGAUUCCCAAUUCAUUAUAUCAUGGGCAGGGAGCUAGCUGCCUUCCAAAAGUUUUCUCUCGGACUCAGAUUUGGAUUACUAGACCAAAAACUUGUUUCUGAUCCCCUGAAGUCAUCACCUUGCCAGCAACUGGUAGUGUUCUUCUGGGUUUCUUCCCCAAAAGGAGAAGUUACUUUCUUAGGGAGAAACCAAAUUGGAUUUCUGCAGAGUGGCUGCUCUCUUCAGCCACACCUAUAGAUUGAAGCUCAGCAGAUUCUUCAUCUUUCUUCUCUUGGAUCCUGGAAAAUCUCCAGAGCCACAGAGGGAGAAUUGAAGCAGAGGAUGGGGUCUCUCUCUGUUGAUCUAGAGAUUAUAGAGAACACAUUUUGACUCCAAUACAUGGAAUCCCUCCCAAUGGAAGGAACCUAAGAGUCAUCUAGUCCAACCUCCCACCCGAUUUGAGACUCUUCCCUGACAGCCUUCGUGAUGAGGUCGGUGUCACAGUGUGGUGGAAAUGUCCCUGAAUCCGGAGUCGGAUGAGCUCCGAUUUGAACCUCUAAGAGUUUGAAAGUGCAGAACAAGGAAUGGAGGCCAUAUCUGGAGCAUUAACUAGGAGCUUUUACACCAGGAACAAAGCAAUAGGGGAAAGAGCUCACUGGGGGAAUAAUUGCUGGGGGGUGGGGUGGGGAUGGAAAGUGCACCCUCAAAUGGUGCUGUUAGCAUCCAACAAAUUUUGGUACCCUAAGACAGACCUUCUUUUCAUCCCUCAAUUAUAUCUCUCAUCAUGUCGAUUGACACAGGGGGUGCAUUGGGAUAUAGGACCCCUGGUCCUGCCCAGUUGGCAUUGGUUGCCACAGAGAAUUCUGUAGUUUCUUCUUAAGCAUUAUUUGAGCCCCUGGACCAGAGCAUGUUGUAACCCAGCCGAUGCACUGUUUUUUCAUCUCCUGAUUAGCAAGAUUAAGGGACAAAGGAUUCCCAGAGUUCCCCCCCCCCCCAUCCUGACACCUUUUUGUUCACAAACUGUGGCAUCCUCAAUA